AUGCCUGGCGUACAACAUCUUAUCGACUUCGUGCUGAACGAAGUCGCACUCUGCGGCAAUCAAGGCGCAACGUUAUCUGAUCUACUCCAAGCUAUUGAUGAUUUUCAUGCUCAAUCUCCCGACAUAAACCAAAAUAUUGAUCAUCGUUUCAAAUCCAAAAUCUGGUCCUGGCUCACGACUAACCCAGAGGUGUCUAUUGGCCAGCACAAUGAAUGGAACCAUCUCACCUUGAGUGAAGCCGAGCAGCUUGACUCAGGAAAAACGGAGCGCAAUGAUCAAAUCGCGGAUGAAACCCCUGAUUUACCGCCGCUUCGAAUCUUUGUCUCAGAAGAGAGAACCUGGGUUGCCAUCACUGGCCACCCACCAGAUGAGUCCAAGGUACUACCUCUUGAAUUCGUCCUACUGUCGGUGAUUGCUUCACGCCGAUCAAAGGGUAUUGUGCAGCCGGAGCUGGUGAAGCUCAGUGGCCAGGACAAACGGUCUGUUCCGAAGCGUACCGAUGCUUUGCAGAGAAAGGGCUAUAUCGAUAAGCGACCCGUUCAAACAAAAACAGCCCGAACCAGCCUCUGCACGCUGCAGCGGUUUUAUCGCCACCCCACUAGUGACGAAACAAAGGAAGAACCGCAGUCGAAGAACAUGAUUGAUUUCGGCAGCUUCAACACCAGUCUGUUCGACAUUCUCCGAGAGCACCAACUGAUUGCUCGAAAUGAUUUGAAACAACUCCUGGGAUUUGAUGACCAUUGGCGUUGGAAAGUCUUGUCCCGUGCCCUCCGUAAGUGGGAGCGGAUAGGUGUGGUCCAACGUGUGAGAGCCGAAUCACAAUACGAAAGAAUGCAUCCUUGUGUGAAGCUUUUACGAGAUCCCUCAGAGCAAGAUCUGGCCCUUUUCCAUGAAUUUAAUUUUGAGGUCUUGAAUAAGCAUGGGGUGCGAACCAAAGGAACCUCCAGACUUACCCCAGACCGGGACCAUGCCAUGGAGACGGAGGCCCCAAGCAAAAGAUCGCCUAGCCCGGAGGACGGUAGGAUGGAUCUGAUCAAAGAACAUGUUGGAGAGUCUGCACGCAUCGUACCAUGUUGGACGCCGGACCGUACUCUCAACAACCAAAUCUUUGAUAUCAUUCAAAGAACAGGCACAACAGGCAUCACGAACCAGACCCUCAAUUGGACCUGCUUUGGGUCCUUUUACAAGAGACCUGCUGAAAGUAUGGUACAUAAAUUGGUCGACCUGUGGCAAGUGGCCCAGCCACUUCACCUCCGCCAUUACGCCAUCGUUCGAGAUAUGGCAAUGAAAAAGACCAUUAUGUUUUAUGUCCACUAUUCGGCAAACAAUUUCGCAAAUCUUGUUGAAGCUGGCCAGGCAUCAUGGGAGGCCGUUGAGCUUCCAGCCAAGAAAGCCAAAUCACUAAAGAUCGUGGCACCGCCAUUUGGUGUUCUUCCUCAGCUUGAUGAGCAUGGAUUCCUCAAAAAGGAAUUCCCAAAGAAUAUGUUGAAGGACCCAAAUUCAACUCUACUCGACGGGAUCCUGGCUGUCAAACCGCCCAACUAUCUUCUUUCUUCGAGCGAUCCGUUUGUUGUUGAACUUCCAAACGGUCAACAUGUGAUCCGUACACGUACCGAUAAACUCCCACCUGGCUCCAAGCAGCAGUAUGAGCCCCGUUUCAAACCCAAGGGACGGCCGAAAGGCACAUUGAACCGCGCGACUCUGGAAAAGCGAGCCAGAGCAUCCAAAGCCAAAGAGCCCAAAGCCACAGAAUCUGGAGCUAGAGAACCAGAAGCUAGCGAAUCAGAAGCCAGAGAAUCUCAAGCCAUGGAAUCCCAAAUUGAGCCCAAGGCGGAGGCAAUCCAAGGUUAUGGCUGGGAAUAUGUCGAGGAAUCCCCGCAAGCCAAAAGAGCCAAGAUUAAGCAUGACAGCCUUAAGGGAUUAUCAAAGCAAGAGAAGUUUGAAGCACUUGGCAUGGAUGAGAGUUGGACUGAAUACAAAGCUCUGGUCAUGGAUAAGCCUGCUCCUGGUGUAUACGUGACUCCUCACGGCCGAAGAAGACCAGCCGGCAAGGCCCGAGGUCGCCCGAGACAGAGUCGAAUUGCGAUCUUCAAAUCACCAAAAUUAACAUCCAUACCUUGGUUUGUCAAGGACAAAGAUGAGACAAGUGAGGAUGACAAGGUAUUGGAUGCUGCUAGCACCGCUCGGGCUUCCGAGAGCCUUGCCCCGGAAACUGCACCUUCAGUUGUCAACUCCGAGGGGCCCGUCAUGACCCCCACCCCGACAGCUUCAAGGCGAGCCAAGAGAACUCUACCUGACCAGUCAGUGGACUCACCCACACCAUCAUUGGACUUCAAGGCCAAUGAGCAGAAAAUCGGGAGACCUCCCAAACGAUCUCGACUUCAAAAGGCCCAAAAUGAUCCCUCGAAAGAUGCCAACGAGAAAUUACCCGAGGCUAUAGUUCCAGCACCACAAGAGGGCUCAAUCACAGCGAGUACACCACGCCAUCGCGACAAGAGUGCCAGCGUUCAUUUACUCGAAGAAGAACAAGCUGGGACCCCAUCAAAGCGACGCCGCGUAGCAUCCUCCGACCGCAGCACUCUACAAUCCCCGACACCCCGUCCAACUGAUGUUCCGGCACCACGAUUGGGCCCGCUGGCCCCCCAGAGAUUCAAUUUUAGCACUAAGCCUGUGAAAAAGCCGCGUGUUCGGAACAGAAUCAAUCUCAGAACCUUGCGGAUUCCAGAUGAGGAAGAACCAGGAUCCCCUAAACCUGUGAUUGGGAGGGGCGGGUCUAUCAGCGUUCUUCGGAGAAAGCUCAUCAUGGAAAUCAUGGAAAAAGCUGAUGGUGUAUACCCAGCGGGCACCGCAAUGUGGUAUCCUUUUGUCACUGCGUGGAUGAAGUUCCAUCCCAAGGAAAAGCCGGACAUGCGAACUAUCAAUACUGCCUGCAAGCAAUUGAUUGAUGCCGGCCAGCUUCGGCAGCUGACUUUCAGCGGCCGAGACACGAGAAAAGUGAUGGUGACAAGGACGUUGUUGUUGAAGCCUGAUAUGUCACCAGACGAUCCUUUGGUGAAGGAGAUGCAGAACAAGAUUCUGGCUACUGAUUUCCACGAGUCGCGGCCCUUCUUUGCGGCCAAUGUUGAGCUGGACCCAAAUUUGACAAGAAAUAGUGGUCGACCACACGGUGCACCUCCCCGCGCACAGAGAUUCUCCUUCCCGGUCGAAGAAGGUACCCAUGUUCACCUGCAACAAAAGCCUAUUUCCAUUGUGAACUUGGAGGCAAGAAGACGGAGACAGGCCCAGGCGAAUUUCAUCAAACGUCUGGAAGCCCAAGCCAAGGCUGCUAAGGCUGCUGAACAAGAGGAUGAACUGCCUGACCUACCUGGAGUUCAGCGACUCAUGACACUUGCACGCCCUCCUGAAUUGGACCUUAAUGCUCAUCCGCACACAUCAAUUAUUCGGCCAUAUGUUCGGACAGGUACACGGGGUCCUGGCAAGCACCAAAAGUCUAUCAUUCCCAAACGGAUGAUGAAACCGAUUUCUGCCAUCGGAGCGUAUGCCAUGUUGAUGAGUCCGAUACAACAAUUUGACCCAAGUACUGGGACGUUCUCCACAGGGUCGUGUUCUAAACGCAAAAGGGGAAGACCAAUAGGGCCAAGACCGUCGGUUUUGAACAUUGAUGAAACUGUCAAUGAAUUGUCUAAACUGGCCCGUGACGAGCCAGACUUGCCGGAAAUGCCCAUGGCUGUCAAAGUCCAGGUUUUACUCUCGAGAUUCAAUCAAAAGACCAAAAAGAUCCUUAAAUGGGAGCUUCAUCAUCCAAUUAUCUUUGAAGUAAACCUCAAAGGCCAACAGUUUAUCAGCCAAACAAUUCAGGAUGCUUUCAAGCCAGUGCAGAUCAGCGGCGAUAUUCAAUUUGAUAUUGACAUGCCCCCUCCGAAACCGCCUCAAGUGGAACCAGAGUUACCAGCACGGCGUAGCGAGGUCCGUCGCCAGCGCCUGUCUCUACCUCAACCUCCCCCUCCACCACCUCCUCCAAAAGUUGAGACACCAAAACCGGCACCAAAACCGAGAAGGACGCGAGCUCCUCGGGGCCCGCGCGCUCCUGUCACGGACCGCCGUCUGGCGAAACUUGAUGAUACUGCAACAGCCGACAAAGAAGCACAGUCAGCGACCCCCAAACGAAUUCGCCGACAGCGCUUCGUACGGCCUAUCUCCGAGGAUCUCAAACAGAAGCUGGUGGUUGCUCUUGUCGUUGUUCGUGUGCUUGCAGGCGGAGCAGAAUCAAGAGUGAUCGAUUGGGCUCUGGUGAAGAAAGCUUUCCCAGACCAUGACUCGGAUUUUAUCGAAGGGCGAGCUCGUCAGAUACUCAACAAGAAUCGCUUGCAGAUUACGAAGAUGCAUCGAGAUUUCCAAGAGUGCUUCCUUGAGGCCUAUGAAAAGGACGAAGUCCCGCGCAUUGACUAUUCUGAUUUGGACCGCUAUGACUGGCCUGCCCUGGUUGAGUGGGCAAGCACUAGGCUCGAUGUUUCUCCGUCCGAACGGGCUCCAGACCUUCCAGCAACACGGGAGCAAUUCGACAGUGUUUUCGAACUACGUGAAGAUGAUCUUACGGCAGGCGACGAAUUGUACCAGGCCGUGCAUGGUGUCACUAUCAACCACAAACGCAACUUGAUGGCUCGCAAUCCAUUUGCUGUACCGGUGGAUGAUGAAACCCGCACCCAAUCGGCUUCACGAAAGGCUGCUGAGGCACAAAUUGAGGCUGCAAAGACUUGGGUUCGGGCAAAUAUCGUCACCGCAGAAGAGACCUAUCGACCCAAUGAGUCGAGCGAUAUCCUGCAACGCUUUGGCGAUAGACUCAUCACCACUGCGACGCAGGCACUCAUCAACGAGCGUGUCCUUAGCUCAACCACCCGUGGUCGCGUCACCCCGGGUCGCAACUACGAUAUCUCGGAAUAUUUCCUGCAGACACUGAGCCGCAAACGUGCCGUCGAAAGCACCCAGCUGCGUCGUGCCGCUCGUUUCAAGACCAAAACGCUAGAUCUUCAAUUCCGGACUACCGGUUCAUUCGACGUCGAGUACGCCGCGGAAGACGGCGAUAUCCUCGCAUUGAUCAAUCUCUACGCUUCUGGUGCUGUUCAAUUGCGACCUCGCGAUCCUCCCCGCGAAAAGUUCGGUCUCACCGAUGGCGGAUAUGAAACUCGGCAGAUGGACAAGAAACGCUUCCGUUUCCCUGUCGAGGUGACUCCCACCGCAUCAUACCGCUCCGGUAAUUCUGUUCACGGGAAAGCUGCAGCCACGAUUCUUCCACCAGCGCCUUCAUCCUCAGGUACGGAACUGCCUGCUAGGAACCCCCUUUGGUACGACAUCAAUGGAGAGUUCGUACAUCCUCUCUGGGAUCUGGUGCUUGGCCCUGUCCUCGGGUGCUUGGUGAUGCGACCCGGUAUUAAGGCCGGUAACAUUUCUAACAUGAUGAAGCCCGCCAUGGGCACAUGGGAGAUUGUCUUGAUGCUGCAAUGGCUGGAGGAAGUUGGCAUUGUCAAGUCAAAUGGCGAAGGAGAGAUGGCUUGCUGGAGAUUACAGGAGUCUUGGUGGAUGAUUCUACCUUGA
Messenger RNA from Penicillium verrucosum, 5592 nucleotides. RefSeq lists its product as uncharacterized. Gene Ontology annotation, molecular function: DNA binding. Gene Ontology annotation, biological process: transcription initiation at RNA polymerase III promoter; 5S class rRNA transcription by RNA polymerase III. The record is from RefSeq and is a predicted model, not a curated record. The coding region runs from base 1 to 5592 and encodes 1863 amino acids. NCBI's taxonomy places the organism in Eukaryota, Fungi, Ascomycota, Eurotiomycetes, Eurotiales, Aspergillaceae. Gene Ontology annotation, cellular component: transcription factor TFIIIC complex. The transcript is spliced from 4 exons.